Messenger RNA from Dama dama (fallow deer), 2990 nucleotides. RefSeq names its product dynamin 1 like (gene DNM1L). Gene Ontology annotation, biological process: mitochondrial fragmentation involved in apoptotic process; mitochondrial fission. The record is from RefSeq and is a predicted model, not a curated record. The coding region runs from base 86 to 2335 and encodes 749 amino acids. Gene Ontology annotation, cellular component: membrane; mitochondrion; microtubule. Lineage: Eukaryota; Metazoa; Chordata; Mammalia; Artiodactyla; Cervidae. Gene Ontology annotation, molecular function: GTP binding; microtubule binding; GTPase activity. The transcript is spliced from 21 exons.
GGAGAGGAGGAAGGAGGCGGACUCUGGGCCGCGGCCCCAUUCAUUGCCGCGGCCGGCCGGGCUGGGGUCUUCUGUGUUACGAGUUAUGGAGGCGCUAAUUCCUGUUAUUAACAAACUCCAGGACGUCUUCAACACGGUGGGCGCCGACAUCAUCCAGCUGCCUCAGAUCGUGGUGGUGGGAACGCAGAGCAGUGGAAAGAGCUCAGUGCUAGAAAGCCUAGUGGGGAGGGACCUGCUUCCCAGAGGCACUGGUAUUGUCACCCGGAGACCUCUCAUUCUGCAGCUAGUCCAUGUUUCACCUGAAGAUAAACGAAAAACAACAGGAGAAGAAAAUGACCCUGCUACAUGGAAAAACUCAAGACACCUUUCCAAAGGGGUUGAAGCAGAAGAAUGGGGUAAAUUUCUUCACACCAAAAAUAAGCUUUACACAGAUUUUGAUGAAAUUCGACAAGAAAUUGAAAAUGAAACAGAGAGGAUUUCAGGAAAUAAUAAGGGAGUAAGCCCUGAACCAAUUCAUCUUAAAAUUUUUUCACCCAAUGUUGUCAAUCUGACACUUGUGGAUUUGCCAGGAAUGACCAAGGUGCCUGUAGGUGAUCAACCUAAAGAUAUUGAGCUUCAAAUCAGAGAGCUCAUUCUUCGGUUCAUCAGUAAUCCAAAUUCCAUUAUCCUUGCUGUCACUGCUGCCAAUACAGAUAUGGCAACAUCAGAGGCACUGAAAAUUUCAAGAGAGGUAGAUCCAGAUGGCCGCAGAACCCUAGCUGUAAUCACUAAACUUGAUCUCAUGGAUGCGGGUACUGAUGCCAUGGAUGUAUUGAUGGGAAGGGUUAUACCAGUUAAACUGGGAAUAAUUGGAGUAGUUAACAGGAGUCAGCUAGAUAUUAACAAUAAGAAGAGUGUAACUGAUUCAAUCCGUGAUGAAUAUGCUUUCCUUCAAAAGAAAUACCCAUCUCUGGCUAAUAGAAAUGGAACAAAGUAUCUUGCCCGGACUUUAAACAGGUUACUGAUGCAUCACAUCAGAGAUUGCUUACCAGAGUUGAAAACGAGAAUAAAUGUUCUAGCUGCUCAAUAUCAGUCUCUUCUAAAUAGCUAUGGUGAACCUGUGGAUGAUAAAAGUGCUACUUUACUCCAGCUUAUUACCAAAUUUGCCACAGAAUACUGUAAUACUAUUGAAGGAACUGCAAAAUAUAUUGAAACUUCAGAGCUAUGUGGUGGUGCUCGAAUAUGUUAUAUUUUCCAUGAGACUUUUGGGCGAACCUUAGAAUCUGUUGACCCUCUCGGUGGCCUUAACACUAUUGACAUUUUGACUGCCAUUAGAAAUGCAACUGGUCCUCGUCCUGCUUUGUUUGUGCCUGAAGUUUCAUUUGAGUUAUUGGUCAAACGGCAAAUUAAACGUCUGGAAGAGCCCAGCCUCCGUUGUGUGGAACUGGUUCAUGAAGAAAUGCAAAGGAUCAUUCAGCACUGUAGCAAUUACAGUACACAGGAGUUGUUGCGGUUCCCUAAACUUCAUGAUGCCAUCGUUGAAGUAGUGACUUGUCUUCUUCGUAAACGGUUGCCUGUUACAAAUGAAAUGGUCCAUAACUUAGUGGCAAUUGAAUUGGCUUAUAUCAACACAAAACAUCCAGACUUUGCUGAUGCUUGUGGGUUAAUGAACAACAAUAUAGAGGAACAAAGGAGAAACAGGCUAGCAAGAGAACUGCCUUCAGCUGUAUCACGAGACAAGUCUUCUAAAGUUCCAAGUGCUUUGGCACCUGCCUCCCAGGAGCCCACCCCUGCUGCUUCUGCUGAGGCUGAUGGCAAGUUAAUUCAGGACAGCAGAAGAGAAACUAAAAAUGUUGCAUCUGGAGGUGGUGGGGUUGGAGAUGCUGUUCAAGAACCAACAACAGGCAACUGGAGAGGAAUGCUGAAAACUUCAAAAGCUGAGGAGUUACUAGCUGAGGAAAAAUCAAAACCAAUUCCAAUUAUGCCAGCCAGUCCACAAAAAGGCCACGCUGUGAAUUUGCUGGAUGUGCCAGUUCCUGUUGCACGAAAACUAUCUGCCCGUGAACAGCGAGAUUGUGAAGUUAUUGAACGACUCAUCAAAUCAUAUUUUCUUAUUGUCAGAAAGAAUAUUCAAGACAGUGUGCCAAAGGCAGUAAUGCAUUUUUUGGUUAAUCAUGUGAAAGAUACUCUUCAGAGUGAGUUAGUAGGACAGCUGUAUAAAUCAUCCCUACUGGAUGAUCUUCUGACUGAAUCUGAGGACAUGGCACAACGUAGGAAAGAAGCAGCUGAUAUGCUAAAGGCAUUACAAGGAGCCAGUCAAAUUAUUGCUGAAAUCCGAGAGACUCAUCUUUGGUGAAGAGAACUAUGUAAUCCUGAGAUUUUGUUGACUUGUUAGUACUGCCUACUUGAGUAGAAUUUUAUUUAUGAACUCCUGUGUCUUGCAGUGAUAUGAAUCUGCUCAUGUGAAGACUGGCUAUAAACUGAAAAUUGUACUCUGUAUUCCAGAGCAAAUCACACAUUUAAUCCAAAUAAUAAAUGGCUAUUUCUAAAAUUUCCUAGUAUAUACAAAUACAUCAAGUCUGUCUUGUGACAGUUUCAUUUGAACUUAAAAGGAACCGUUAGUAGUCCUAGCGGUACAGCAGUCUGUCUGUGAAUAAAUGACCUGUGUGAUAUGCUAGUAGUCUUACAGCUGCUGCCACAGCCCUUCGAGAAGAAUGCACCAAGACGCCAUUUCAUACGACUACGAUGCAUGCACUAUAUAAACCGACCUGGCUUUGAAAGAGAUGGGUUGACAAGUUACUCACGUAGUCACUGUUCCAAUUAUCUUUUGAUUUAGUUUUAUUGAGCUUCUCUGCAACCUUUGAUGUGUCUGUAAGAAAGCUGAACACACGAGAGGAUCUGUAACACUGACAGUGAUGUGAUGUGCAUAAUGUGUAGCUGCCGUCCUUCCACUUCUGGGUCCACUUUCCCCUGGUGCAUUAAAAAUUAAAAUACCUUUGAUCUUACUUAAA